CCGCCCCUGGGAGGGUGCAGGCGGAUGCUGGCCCAGCCCCGAGAUGGUCCCAGGAGCCCUGGCAGCACAAAGAAGACAGAGUUCAGCACCAUGUCGUGGAUUCCUGUCCUGCUGGCACUCUUCACCCACUGGGCAGGCUGUGUCUCUCAGCCCAUGCUGAACCAGCCGCCAUUUGUGUCCUCGCCCCUUGGAACAACAAUCCGUCUGGCCUGCACCUUGAGCAGAGACUACGAUGUCAGGAUUUAUAACAUCUACUGGUACCAGCAGAGGCCCGGCCACCCUCCAAGAUUCUUGCUGAGAUAUUUCUCCCACUCAGACCACAGCCAGGGCUUCAAGAUUCCCCCUCGCUUCUCUGGAUCCAAAGAUGUGGCCAAGAACACGGGCUAUUUGAGCAUCUCCGGGCUGCAGCCUGAGGAUGAGGCUAUGUAUUACUGUCUCUGGGAUUCCAGGUCUUGGAUAAAGAAAGGGAGAUGAGGGGAGAGAGAAGGGAAGAAAAGGAGCCUGCUGUUUUGGGGUCCCCAGCACCCCCAGACACACUUACGUUGAACUAGAGACCAAGGGGCACACUUCCUCAGAAAGAGGCGAGUAUGGGCAAGGAGGGUAGGCUAUGGGCUUCACAGAGCAAAGGAGAAAGCUGCUCAGCUUCUUCCUGUCCAGAAACUUGCUUAGACCCCCCGAAUGUGGGAUUUGGGGAUUAAAGUUGCUUGUGUCUUGA
Felis catus (domestic cat) is the source of this 715-nucleotide messenger RNA. RefSeq names its product V-set pre-B cell surrogate light chain 1 (gene VPREB1). Gene Ontology annotation, biological process: immunoglobulin production; immune response. NCBI's taxonomy places the organism in Eukaryota, Metazoa, Chordata, Mammalia, Carnivora, Felidae. The record is from RefSeq and is a predicted model, not a curated record.